AUGUUGACCUCUCCUUGCUCUUCUUCGUCUCUCCUCUGCCAUCGCCCAGCUCUCUCCAGCUCGCGCUCCAAGUUUAGGGCUCCGUGUCGAACUGUCUUCUCUCCUGCUCUCACCCAGAUUUCCCCAAUUACUGCUUCACCUUCUAAGUCCGCCAAGCACAAAUGGAAGAUUUUGUGCUUUAGAAAUGAGGAUUCAGCUCCUGAGAAUCCGGAGCAAUUCGUGCCGGAGGAAGUCGUUAAACCAGAUCAAGAGUAUCCUUCUUCAGAUAAUAAAGAUUGCAAGACAACUCUUCAAAAGGCUGCAGAUGCAGUGUUGAAAGCCAUUGGAACUCGUUGGAAGGUACCAUGGACUGCAGAGACCAUUGUGCAGGUAAUGGUUUUAUGGGUAGCUGCAUUCUGGUUCAUUGGAUCAUGGAUGAUCCCUUUCAUGGCGCAUAUAUCAGGUUUCCACAAAGACUCGCUCACAUUCAGAGGCCAAGCUUUGUUCAGUCUUAUAACCGAUGUAACGGAAGGUCUAGCUGGGAUUGCUAUCCUCCACCGUUGCCUCUCCAUGUUCCGUCCACUUGCAAGUGAUUGGUUCCGCUUCACCCUCAAAGGAAACUGGCAGCUAGACGUUAUCAUAGGCUGUUUCAUGUUCCCUUUCGUUAACCGUCUCUCCCAGCUAAACCUCAAUCUCUUGCCUCUCCCACCAACUUCAAGUCCGAUCUCACUCUCAAGUGUCGAGCAGUCGAUAAUGGCUAGAGACCCAGUGGCAAUGGCGCUGUAUGCGGUUGUGGUGUCGGUUUGUGCACCGGUUUGGGAGGAGAUAGUGUUCAGAGGGUUCUUGUUGCCGUCUCUGACUAGGUACAUGCCGGUUUGGUGUGCGAUUCUUGUGAGUUCUGUUGCGUUUGCGCUGGCGCAUUUCAAUGUGCAGAGGAUGUUGCCGUUGGUGUUCCUGGGAGUGGUUUUGGGUCUGAUAUUCGCAAGGUCAAGGAACUUGUUACCUUCGAUGCUGUUGCAUAGCUUGUGGAAUGGCUUUGUGUUCAUGGAGUUGAUGCGAUGA
Messenger RNA from Microthlaspi erraticum, 1041 nucleotides. The record is from the annotation of a GenBank genome assembly. Lineage: Eukaryota; Viridiplantae; Streptophyta; Magnoliopsida; Brassicales; Brassicaceae.